Molecule: messenger RNA, 2547 nt
Organism: Camellia sinensis
Lineage: Eukaryota; Viridiplantae; Streptophyta; Magnoliopsida; Ericales; Theaceae
Product: pentatricopeptide repeat-containing protein At5g15010, mitochondrial
Molecular function (GO): protein binding
Source: RefSeq, a predicted model, not a curated record
GACUGCAACCUAAGCGCAACUGAUAGGUAGCCCAAGAAAACCCAGAAAACUUGUCCUGCUCCAUCUACAGAUAUCUGACCUAGGGCUUUUCUCAUGCUUCUUCUGCAAACACUCUCCAUACACUGAUCAUCUUCUCUAUCUUCACACUGAUUUCUCUGCAAUUUGAUCUACAAACUCACCAUGGGAAGAGACAAAAAGCGUUCUCACCGUGACGACUCUUCAUCGUCCUCCUCAAACUUCGAUCACCGCAAAAAGCACCACUCUUCAUCAACAACAGCGAACCCUCCACCAAUCUCAUCUCAACAAAGAACGGGUAAGCAUCCAACCUUCGUUUCACAUCUCGAAACCCCCAAUUUACACCCAAAAGUGAAAUUACUCUGUGAAAUCAUAGCCAACACUCAUUCCCUAAGCGUCGAGAAUGUUCUCGACGAUACUGGAAUUAGGGUUUCUCAAGAGGACGUUGAACAAGUCCUCAAAUUGUCCUAUGGGUUUCCUGGACCCGCUGUGAAGUUUUUCAGGUGGUCUGGGUUUCAACUCAAUGACAAGCAUAGCCCCUAUGCUUGGAAUUUGGUUGUUGAUUUGUUGGGAAAGAAUUGCUUGUUUGAUGCGAUGUGGGACGCUAUUAAGUCGAUGAAAAAGGGUGGGUUGAUUUCUUUGGCCACAUUUGCUUCUGUUUUUAGCAGUUAUGUUGCCGUGGAUCGCGUAGAAGAUGCUAUUAUGACAUUUGAGGUUAUGGAUCAAUAUGCUUGUCCUCCGGACAUUGUGGCAUUGAAUUCUCUUUUGAGUGCGAUCUGUAGGGACGGCAAGACGGCUAAGGCGAGGGAGUUUUUGAGGAUUGCCAAGGAUAAGAUUAGACCUGACGCGGAUACUUAUGCAAUUUUGUUGGAAGGGUGUGAGAAUGAAAGGGAUGUGGUUAGUGCUAGGCAAACCUUUUCGGAGAUGGUAGUUGAAAUGGGUUGGGACCCCAAGAAUGUGCCUGCCUAUGAUACUUUUUUGACUACUUUGCUUAAGGGUCCUGAUGGGAUGCGAGAGGUAUUGAAGUUCUUUGACACGAUGAAGGAGAGGAGGUGUUAUCCGGGGAUGAAUUUUUUAAAAGUUGCACUUGAAGAGUGCGUGAGGACAGGCGAUGCAAAGGGUGCUUGGUUGCUUUGGGAAUCAAUGGUUGGACGUAUUGGUUUUAGACCCGAUACUCCGAUGUAUAAUUCAAUGAUUGCUUUACAUUGUUAUGUUAAGGAGACUGAUGUGGCUAGACGGUUUUUGGAUGAGAUGGUUUUUCAUGGUGCUUUCCCCGACACUCAAACUUAUAAUGUCUACUUUCAGUUCUUGAUCAAGAGUAAGAAGGUACGGGAUGCUUUAGUAGUAUUUACCGAAAUGACUAAAAACGAGUGUGUCCCAAGUCAUGCAAAUUGUAGUUCAGCAGUCAAGAUGUUUAUGGAUCAUGGGGACGCUUAUAUGGCCAUCAAGGUUUGGAAAUGUAUGAUUGACAGUUACCAUUCGGACUUGGAUGAAACUGGCAAUCUGCUGGUAAUGGGGCUUCGUGAUACUAAUAGGGUUCCAGAAGCUGUUAAGUAUGCUGAGGAUAUGAUUGAUCGAGGGAUCAAGUUGAACUCUUCCACAUUGUCAAAGUUGAAACAGAGCCUUUCCAAAUUGGGGAAGGGUUAUGUAUAUGAUGAACUUUUGAGGAAGUGGAAAGCUCGAUAGGUUGGUUUUGGAGCUCAUCUCAAUCUGCUGGUAAUGGGUCUUCGUGAUACUAAUAGGGUUCCAGAAGCUAUUAAGUAUGCUGAGGAUAUGAUUGAUCGAGGGAUCAAGUUAAAUUCUCCCACAUUGUCAAAGUUGAAGUAGAGCCUUUCUAAAUUGGGGAAGGGUUAUGUAGAGAAAGUGGAAAGCUCAAUAGGUUAAUUUUGGCGCUCAUCUCAAUUGUAUGUCAACUUAUGCACUUAAUUUAGAGCUUUUUCCUUUCUAAUGUAUGGUUUGUCAGUCUUUUCUUGAGGGAAAUGUAAGAAACCAGUAGCUUUUGUUAUUUUUUGUUUGUGGAUAUGUCCACAUAAUUUGUCUUUUAUAUUUAUAGCGUAUUCCAACAACUUUGUAUAUAUAUAUAUAUGUAUUUUCUUGACAACUUUGUGACUUUGCCAUAUGACUUCCUGGUUACAGAGAUAAUUAAUGGAUAUAUGUGGAGCCAUAUUUGUACAAUGCAGAAAAUAUGGUCAGUCAUAUGAUAGUCAUGGCUGUGUAAUGUUCUUUUAAGGCAAGAACAUUAACUGUGUGAAUGUCUCCGGAGCAGCUUACAAGAAGGAUGAAGAGAUUAAACUAAGAAAGGUCAUUGAUGAUGAAUCUUCUUCUGAACUAUUGACAAUGGAGGAGGCUGUUCUUUUGUCCCGUCAAAUUUGUAGUUGGCUGUACUAGUUUUGUUUUUAUUUUAUUUCUGGAGGGUUACAUAGCUAUUCCCAUGAACCACAAAUUUUCACUCCGAUACAGAAAACAAAAGAGUUGUAAAUUAAUUAAGGUUAUCUUUGGAGUUUGCUUAAAGCUUGUGUUCAUCAAAGUGCU